This is a messenger RNA of Pungitius pungitius (ninespine stickleback), 781 nucleotides long. RefSeq names its product mitochondrial uncoupling protein 2-like. The coding region runs from base 418 to 774 and encodes 118 amino acids. NCBI's taxonomy places the organism in Eukaryota, Metazoa, Chordata, Actinopteri, Perciformes, Gasterosteidae. The record is from RefSeq and is a predicted model, not a curated record. Gene Ontology annotation, biological process: mitochondrial transmembrane transport; adaptive thermogenesis; response to cold. Gene Ontology annotation, molecular function: oxidative phosphorylation uncoupler activity. The transcript is spliced from 3 exons.
CGGCUCUCUUCCUCAAACUACUGCGUACCGUCCAUUCAACGAUUCAUUCAGCUAUUGUCACUGCGAGGGGCAUUUUACCAGGCAUUUAACUUCUACAACUCAGUAUAGGUUAUAUUAAGUCCAUAUUUACACCGUUAUUAGACUUAAUCUAGUUCUUAGUCUAGAUCAAUUAAUUUUUUUACCUUAUUUCUGGGCUGUGUAUUUUAGGAUUUGGAUUAUGAUUUUAAGGCUCAUCAGUUCUGAAAAAUCUUCUAUGGAAAAACAACGAAAACUGAUUAUACCUGGCACAAAGUUUAGCCAGAGAGGUGCCUACGUUUCUUUUCUAAACUGCUCCAUUAAAGAUUUUAGAGAAGCGUCUCGUCCUGUUAACGUAAGCAGCUCAUCAAUCCAUCUAUUCAUCGAAAAGAAAAUUGGAAAAUGGUUGGAUUUGGACCCGCUGAUGUGCCUCCAUCAGUAGCUGUGAAGUUUGUGGGAGCAGGAGCUGCAGGCUGCGUUGCUGACCUGAUCACCUUUCCCCUGGACACAGCCAAAGUGCGGCUUCAGAUACAAGGCGAGGGCAUGGCUUCACAAGCUGCAGGGAGAGGGUCUGCACUGAAGUAUCGUGGAGUGUUUGGCACCAUCAUCACCAUGGUGCGUACAGAGGGGCCCAGGAGCCUCUAUAGUGGACUGGUGGCCGGACUCCAGAGGCAGAUGAGCUUUGCCUCGGUCCGCAUUGGUCUCUAUGACUCCGUCAAACAGUUCUACACCAAAGGCUCUGAUCUUUUUUUUUCUUGAGAUUCAC